Messenger RNA from Triticum aestivum (bread wheat), 1001 nucleotides. RefSeq lists its product as uncharacterized. Bases 42 to 776 code for a protein of 244 amino acids. The record is from RefSeq and is a predicted model, not a curated record. NCBI's taxonomy places the organism in Eukaryota, Viridiplantae, Streptophyta, Magnoliopsida, Poales, Poaceae. The transcript has a single exon.
AGUGCGCCACUAGUUAGGGUUUCCAGUUCUCCCCCACAGCCAUGGAGGCUAUUCGCCGGGCCGCCUCCGCCGCCGCCGCCGCCGCCCACCACCACCACCGCCCGGCCGUCGCCGCCGCCGCCCACCACCGCCGCCCGGCCGUCGCCGCCCUCCACCAUCGCCCGGCCGUCGCCGCCCUCCACCACCGCCCGGCCGUCGCCGCCCUCCACCACCGCCCCGACGUCGCCGCCCUCCACCACCGCCCCGGCGCCCCCAUCUCCACCGCCACUGCCCGCGUCGCCGCCCUCCACCCUUCCGGCGUCCCCAUCUGCACCGCUACCGCCCUCCACCGCCCCGGCGCCCCCAUCCCCAGCGCCACCGCCCGUCUCCCCAUCCUCAGGCGCACUCCACCCCGCGCCCACUUCACCCCGCGCCGCCUCUGUUCGCAGUCCACCGUUGACAAGGUCCGCUCCGAGAUCCGCCGGGUGAAAGCCGACCGGAAGGAUCGCUUCGGACUCACCCUCGACAAAAUUGACUCUAUCACCGCCACCGUCGACAAGAUAAACAAAGACAUCUCCGAGCCCAAGUAUGACGCCUCGCUCGACCUUGGGAUGACCUCGAUCAAAGUAUGUGGACUUGUCCUUUCGUCAGGCUUGGCACUGGCUCUCGUGUCCUUCUCGGUCAUGUGGUUUGGUGGAGGGCAGGGAACCAAGAGCACCGCCUGCGUCUAUGUGGACAAGGAGAUGGAAUAUGUGAAAGAAGAUCUCCUGAAGAAGAUCGACGCCACCGGCCAGUAGAGAUGAGUACUGUGUAGUGUAUGUUGUAACCAUGCAGUAUAUGGUGUAUCGGGUGAACCUUUGUUUUCUGUCAGGGAUAAGUUAUUAGACUCUGUCAAUCUUGGCUGGGGUUACUAAGACUGGACAUAUGUCCCAUCAUUUGCCCUUUAUGUAUGUUUUUCCUGGGGACACAAGAUCUUGACCAUUCUAUAAAUCUGCAUAUCGAGGUUUUGUUUUGUGAUAUCA